Molecule: messenger RNA, 2072 nt
Organism: Dendroctonus ponderosae (mountain pine beetle)
Lineage: Eukaryota; Metazoa; Arthropoda; Insecta; Coleoptera; Curculionidae
Product: sodium-independent sulfate anion transporter
Biological process (GO): transmembrane transport
Cellular component (GO): membrane
Molecular function (GO): secondary active sulfate transmembrane transporter activity
Source: RefSeq, a predicted model, not a curated record
GGUAAAAGUAACUAUUCUAAAUUUCCAUUUAAACAUUUCACAGACAAGCUUAUAUAUAACGGUCACGUAUAAGAAAUACGAUUCAAAAAGUGUCACCUAUUUUGGAAAAAAUGCCCGAACCUGUGGCAGAUUCCAGCAGCCAGACAGUCAAAAACGGAUCAAUGAAAAAAUUGAUUUUCAAACGACUCCCGAUCUUAAGUUGGCUACCUCACUAUACCAAAGAAGACAUUAUCGCUGACUUUGUUGCCGGAAUUACAGUGGGAAUGACGAUGAUUCCCCAGUCAGUUGCAUAUGCAGGAUUAGCUGGACUACAGCCACAAUAUGGCCUCUACACUGCUUUCAUCGGUUCCUUUACCUAUGUGUUCUUUGGCUCAGUCAAAGAAGUGUCAAUUGGGCCUACGAGCCUGAUGGCAUUACUCACUUUUUCUUAUGUAGUUGGUCGUCCAGUGGAAUACGUUAUUCUUCUAACGUUUUUAGCGGGUUGCAUAGAAUUAGCUAUGGGAUUGUUCAAGCUUGGAUUUCUAGUUGAUUUUAUGUCACCUUGCCUCACUAGUGGAUUCACCUCGGCUACUUCGAUAAUAAUUAUAAUAUCCCAACUAAAAGGCUUCUUAGGAAUAUCAAUAAAGAAUAAUUCAACUUUCCCGGCACUUCAAGAAGUUUUAAGCAAAGUGCAGGAGAUUAAAGUUGGCGAUACUCUGCUUGGGGUAACAUGUGUGGUGUUUCUAAUGGGCUUUAAGCAACUAGGUAAAAUCAAAAGCAGCAACUUGACUACCAAAAAACUUCUUUGGUUACUUUCAAUAUCAAAAAAUGCGCUUACUGUCUUCGUGUCUUCAGUGGUUGCCUGUCUUUGGUUCAACUAUGAGGGAUCCGUUCCGUUUAAACUCACGGGAAUCGUACCAAGAGGUCUACCAGAUAUAGGUCUUCCUGCUACUCAUGCAGAGUUUAACAACAGCACUUCGGGUUUCACGGACAUGGUUUCUUCUCUAGGAUCGGGAAUUAUUGUAGUCCCACUGGUUGCGGUGUUAGCUAACGUAGCUAUAGCUAAGGCUUACAGUUCGGAAGCAGUGGUGGAUGCUUCCCAGGAGAUGAUAUCUUUAGGGUUGGCGAAUAUUUUGGGAUCUUUUGUUAAAGCUAUGCCCAGCUGUGGAGCGUUUACACGAUCUUCAGUAGCAAGCAGCAGCGGAGUCCGGAGUCCAUUGCAAGGAUUAUAUUCAGGAGCUGUUAUUAUUCUCGCAUUGAGCAUUCUUGCCCCAUACUUCUUCUAUAUCCCAAAAGCAACAUUAGCAGCGAUCCUAAUCGUAGCUGCCAGCAGUUUGAUCGAUUACGAGAUCUUCCCAACGCUGUGGAGAUGCAGUAGGUAUUUUAGUGAGCGUAGAAAUGAGCAUUGUUAUUGGGGCUAUUUUCAAUGUUCUGGUCCUACUAAAGGCUUGGUCAAGACCUGGGAUUCUCAUUGAAAAAAGAACUUCCGAGAAGGGAUUGGAGUAUCUUUACAUAAAACCCGAGCUGGGACUUUUCUAUCCGGCAGCCGAUUAUCUGACAGAGAAAGUAAAAAAGCACCACAACAAAAAUCCAACUUUUCCAAUUGCGCUCGACUGUUACGGUUUUAUAAAAAUCGACUAUUCUGCCGCCAAGAGUUUAGAGACGCUUGCAAAAACCUACAACAAGAAGGAGGUUGGCAUAGUCUUUGUAAAUGUAAAUAGCAAAGUACUAUGCACGCUCAUGGCACAGGGAGAAGACAAUAUUGUUUCACUUUGUCAAAGUUCUUAUGAAGUAAAUGCGAACACUUUUUCGGUUAGAGAUAUGGAAAAUCCAGACGAAAAGCCCCUGAUAGACAGCAUAAAUGGCCGGAAAUUUUCGGAAGAUAUACGAGAUAUUCGCAAGGGCUCGCUUUGUGAUUUGGAAUGAUAAAUCGAAGUUUUUAACCACAUUUUUCAGAUUCAUUCUAUGUAGAAAUGUUUUAAGUUGUUACGCAACUUGCAUCGUUGUAGGUGCUCAUGUUAGUAUUUUAUUUGUUAAUUUUGUCGUUGUAACUGUAAUCUUGUGUACGAAUAAACCAGGCGUUGCAAAUAUUA